AUGGAAGUCGAGGGUGGAGCAGAGCUCUGCUUUCCAGAACUCCUCAACGCCUCCUGCAGGAAGCCGACACCUCCUGGGUCUGAAGCUGUGCUCCUGAACGUUCUGCUGUCCUCCGUCUCUGUGCUCACUGUAGCUCUCAACCUGCUCGUCAUCAUCUCAAUCUCCCACUUCAGGCAGCUCCACACACCCACUAACAUCCUCCUCCUCUCUCUGGCUGUCUCAGACUUUCUCGUGGGCCUCCUGCUGAUGCCGGUGGAAAUGUUCCUAAAAACGGGCUGUUGGUUUCUUGGUGAUCUGAUGUGUUCUCUGUAUAAUUACAUGUCCUUCAUCAUUACCUCGGCCUCAGUGGGAGACAUGGUGCUCAUAUCCAUCGACCGUUAUUUGGCUAUUUGUGACCCUCUGCAUUACACCAGCAGAGUCACUGAGAGAAGAGUUAAACUCUGUGUGUGUGUGUGUUGGCUCUGCUCUGUUUUCUAUAACAGUCUCUUUGUAAAGGACGACCUGACUCAUCCAGACAGACAUCAUUUCUGUUAUGGUGAAUGUGUGAUUAUCGUUGAUCAUAUUGCAGGAGUUGUUGACCUCGUUUUGACCUUUAUUCUUCCCAUUACUGUCAUUAUAUUUCUGUACAUGAGUGUAUUCAUGGUGGCUGUGUCUCAGGCUCGUGCCAUGCGCUCUCACAUUACAGCCGUCACACUCCAGCGUUCAGAGACAGCAAAGAAAUCAGAGCUGAAAGCAGCCAGGACUCUUGGUGUUCUUGUAGCUGUGUUUCUAAUAUGUUUCUGUCCAUAUUACUGUGUUUCUCUUGCAGGGGACGACUUACUCUUUAGCUCAUCUGGAUCUUUUGUGCUCUAUCUCUUCUAUUUUAACUCCUGUUUAAACCCUGUGAUCUACGCCUUGUUCUAUCCCUGGUUUAAAAAAGGUAUUAAACUGGUUGUGACUCUUCAGAUCCUGCAGCCUGGUUCCUGUGAGGCCAACGUACUGUAG
This is a messenger RNA of Toxotes jaculatrix (banded archerfish), 984 nucleotides long. RefSeq names its product trace amine-associated receptor 13c-like. The transcript has 2 exons. Gene Ontology annotation, biological process: G protein-coupled receptor signaling pathway. The coding region runs from base 1 to 984 and encodes 327 amino acids. The record is from RefSeq and is a predicted model, not a curated record. NCBI's taxonomy places the organism in Eukaryota, Metazoa, Chordata, Actinopteri, Toxotidae. Gene Ontology annotation, molecular function: trace-amine receptor activity. Gene Ontology annotation, cellular component: membrane.